Molecule: messenger RNA, 462 nt
Organism: Cajanus cajan (pigeon pea)
Lineage: Eukaryota; Viridiplantae; Streptophyta; Magnoliopsida; Fabales; Fabaceae
Source: RefSeq, a predicted model, not a curated record
AUGUUUGAAGCAAAGUUUGUGCUAGCUGUAGUUGUGGCCCUUUGGUUAUCAGAGUCCAAUUUUCAUUUUGAAGCUUAUGGAGAUGCAUUAGGCGAUGUCAUCCCAACCCCAAUUUCUUGUGAGAACUGUCCCAAUUCCAAGUGUGACCCUUCAUGUCAGCAAGUGACGACUCCACCACCAACAACACCACCACCUUCUGGCUACUCUAUAUAUGGUGCUCCACCACCACCACCACAUGAGAAGGGCCAGUCAAAGUGUCCUCCUGCUCCUGGUGUUCAGUGUUGUACCCCACCUGCUCCUUAUACUUAUGGUUAUGGUUAUGGACCUCCAAAUCCUUAUUAUGCACCACCAAUUCCUUACACCUACGUGCCUUAUGGUGAAGGCCAAGGACCUGCUUCUAUGAUGCUGCCAAUUCUAGUCCCCCUCAUGAUGUUUUUUUCUUCCUUUAUUUUUCUCGUCUGA